Molecule: messenger RNA, 1530 nt
Organism: Cryptosporidium ubiquitum
Lineage: Eukaryota; Apicomplexa; Conoidasida; Eucoccidiorida; Cryptosporidiidae
Exons: 1
Coding region: 1-1530 (509 amino acids)
Source: RefSeq, a predicted model, not a curated record
AUGUCUGAAUAUAAUGAAAUAGGAGAAAAGCUAUCAGAACCAGUAAUAAAGUCUCUAAAGUCUCUGAGGAAUCAUAUUUUAAACUACGACUUUUUAGAAAACAAUUGUAGAUAUGAUAUUUUUCAAGAACUUUUAGCAUUCCGAAAGAGUUGGCGUGAAUUGUCUAUUUCAUUGGAAGAAAUUGAUAACAAAAUCAAUGAUGAUCUUGUUAAAGAAUUUUACGAAAAUAAUCUCUGCAUUGAUGAAUGCAAGGUGAGAGAAAAUUUUAUCAACAUUAUCUCAAAUAAUUUUGAAAACAACAUUCACCCUGCAUUUGAAAUGUAUUACCACAGAAAUGUUGAUGAAAACGAAGAUUUAAAUUCUUUAGUGUUAUCUAGUACUGAAUCUUUUGAAAAAGUAAUUAAGACAUUAGAAUUUGAUUUGGAAGAUAGAAAAAAAAAAUUGGUAGAACUUGAGUCAAUAAAACAAAAAUAUUCCGAAUUGGUUACUGAGUCAAAAUCCAUGAAUCAUCAAGAGGAAGAGCUAAACAAACAUAUUGAACCACUUAAAAAAAGCCUUGAAAUUUUCACUAAUUUUUUAGAUGAUUCAAAAGGUGAGAAUAGUGAAGGUUUUUGUCCAGAUACGUUACUAGAAUUACACAAAUAUCUGAGACCAAUUUACAUAUAUUUCAAUUCUUUUAUGGAUAAAAUCAACUCUAAAAAUGAUAAUGAUAAAGUCGUUCAUGUAACUGUUGAUGAGUAUGGCCAAGUUAUUAUUAGUAUCAAUAAACCAUUAUCAAAAUUAGUAGAUGACAAAGCUUCACAAAAUUAUAAAGAUUUUUUAGUCAGCAUUUUUCCCAUUAAAUUAGAAUUUUCUACUAUGAAUACUCUCUCAUCUCGUGAGGUUAUUUUGCUUUCUGUCGUUUUUAAUACAGAAAAACAGCUAAAGUAUCAUAUUUUUUCAGAUAUUUUGUUUGAAAAAGACAGUGGUGAAAAUAUUCCAUUAAUUGAUGAAGAAACCAUGGAUAUAUUGCCGAACGAUAUUUAUGGACAACCUUAUUAUUGGUUACAAUUUUUUGUUAAUAACAAAGAAGUAAUUCCUUUAAAAGUAACUGAGAUGAAUAUUGAUCCUAGUGAUAUAUUCAAAAUUAUUGAGUAUAGAAUUCAAAACUUUGUCUUUUUCAAUUUUAUGUUAUAUCUAGCAUCAAUUGGACCUAAAUUAUUUAUUGAUUUUAUUUUAUUUUAUUUAAAAAUUGAAUUUUUAGACACCCAAGUAAUUGAAAUAAAUUUGGAAAAAUAUAGUUUAAAUACAAUUAAUGAAUGCAACAAACAUUCACUAAUAAUUAAAGUCAAUAAUAAAAAUAUUUAUAUUGAAAUCAAUCUGUCAGGAAAUAUGAGUUAUUGCAUAACAUUUGAUGAAUCAACGUACAGAGAAGAGUUCACAUUCACCAAAAACGAAUUUAAUAAUAAUAAUUUAGUUUAUAAUAGGGAAAUUACAAGAAAUUUCUGUAAGAAAUUGUUUCAAAUAUUGUCAAAAAUCCAACAGAAUUGA